AUGUCAGGAGGUGGCUGGACCCUCGCUGCUCGGUUUUCUAACGCUGAUUCUAAAAACUGGAUGCGAGAUGAUGCUUACUGGUGGUAUGACAUCCAGUCGUCACAGGGCUCGCCUACCAGCACUGCAAGUAACUACGAUAUGAUAUCGGAAGCGUUUUGGAAAGUCAAAGGAGAUAACAUUAAGAUCACUAGAAGCGACGAUAGCUCACACUCCGCCCUUCUACGUACUUACUCCAAUUGCUUAAGUGACAGAACCCUUAGAGGGUUUUUGUCCAGUUAUGGAAGGUUUACCCAUCGUAGCAUCUGGUCUAAUGACAAAUGUCUUGCAAGCUGUUCAGUGUAUUUUGGUGGUUGGUAUAGUUCCACGACAGGGUUUAGCCAAGCGCACUGUAGUAGCAACAUCCAGGGAAGCAACCGUAUUGGGUUCUGGUGUCAGUGGAGUACUGGCGAUGGUUCCGUGAUGAUGUUCGGGGGAGGAGGAAGUGGCUGUAACAGAGCAGAUCAUGGUAUUGGUAUCACUGAGAAUAACUUUGGAGCAUUUGAAGAAUGGUCAGAUUCAGGAGAGAACGAUUUUGGAGACGGUGCGAAUUCUUCCCCGACUACUUCUUACUCGUUAAAUUUGUGGAUACGCUGAUCGAAACGAGAAAAACCUCAUCGUUUCUUAUUGUCGUAAACCGAAUUGUAUUCAUCAUACAAAGAACUAAUUUUGCGCAUGGAAAUUGUUGUCAGUUUUAGUUACUUGUCUGAACAAACGAUAUGCUGAUGAGAUAUACAGUCGUAGGUUGUUAGUUUAGACUUGCUUCACUAUACGAGUUACCCGCGUCGAUCAACUUUCCGCAAAAGUUAAGCAUUUUUUAUAGACUGAUUUUACUCAAGAGAGGAUAAAGCUCUUCUUUUUGCUUUUUUACAUUAAUUCGUGAAACAGUAUCUAUCAAACAGUGCAAAAUAGUUUCAAGUAAAAAGAGAAAAAAAUGGAGGAAUUUAAUUCGUGUUAUACUGACCGCUGUACGCACUGAUUUUUAUUUUCCCCUAGUCAACAAAGACGAAACCGGUGAUAUGAAAAAUAUUGAAUUCAACAAUUUACUUUUACAAUCAUCAAACGACAUUUAUGCCAAAUAUGAUUCGUAACGGCUUGCAUCUGCUUUCGCGUGUUGUCUACCUCGGCUGCAGGAUUAGCUCAGUCAAUAGAGCGCUUGACUGCAGAGCGGGAAGUCGCGGGCUCUAAUUGUGGGGCCGGACCAAUACUUAGGGUGUAAAAAUAUCUGAGAAAUAAAGGUACUUCCUUUUCGCAGUGUCCUCAAUUAGUACGUUAAGAACUAAAUACAUUGAAACUGAAAUGAAGUGCAUUCUUUUAUCUUUCAGAGUGAAAGUUUCCUUUCUUUUUUCCCGUCUCACACCUCGUCUUGUUUUUAUUUCAUCAUUUACCUAUUUCUUUCGUUCUACUUUCCCUCUCGAUACCUUUCGUAACUUACCCAAGGAUUAUUAGGAAAAUCUUUGCAAUGUAUUUUGUAGCCAAUCAUGCUUUUGGUGAGACACGGAUUUUUUUUACCCUACUGCGAUUCGGGGAGUCGCGAAAAGUUACGCCAGAGCAGCAUGCGCAAGGAGACGCAAAUGUCAGUUAAACAGAAUAUGAAUCAGUUACAGCCAAACUCCGUUAAUACGGCCACUGAGGGGGCCGUAGCAAGUGUCCGUAUUAACGGGGUGUCUGUAUUAAAAGGGCUAUGUUAGCUGGAGAGCAUGCGCGUUUCAAGGGACAGGAUGGAAACGGACAGCAACUUGAAAAAAUUUGGGCCGAGUUUUUCAAGUUAAACUCCUGUGUUGUCAAAAAUAAAUGAUCAUGCUUUGUUUCCUCUUGUUAGAAUCAUUCGAUAUCUUUUCUUUAGUUUUGGAAAUAUAGGAGCGAAGACGACUGGGAAUAGUUAUUGAUAAUUUUAGCUCAGCUUUAACUAAAAAAAAAAAAAAGAAGAAGUUGAAUUCACCAUGACAUAACCCUCUUUACUGAGACUCAGUUUUUUGUUCAAAUUACGACUCACCGACACCGUAUUUUCCCCUACUGUUCAGAGUUCGAUGAUUAAUUGUUACAGCAGUCCCUGUUUGAGUGGAGGAACUUGUACUGAUGACAUUAAUAUUCAUGCACAUGUUCUUCACCAUUCUAUGGGAACCAGUGUCAAGUUACGAAAACAUAUUUUUAACUCAUUGUUGAAACCUAUAUGGUUAUUUCUCGUUUUGUUUUUUCGAUUUUGUUUACUUUUUGGUGACAAAGGUGACUCCGCGACAAUUCAAACUUUUAGCAGCUGCAAACAGUAGUAUAGACUGAAAUAGCCGACCAAAUGCAAAUAAUGUGAGUCCCCAAAUACCUAAUAUCCUUAUCGCAUCAAUGCUUGUUAAAUCGUCAUGGUCACAAUCUGUGGAUCUUCUAAUAAGGGAAGGACCAUUGGAAAUAACCGGAAGUGGCGUGACAAUUCCCAAAAAAAAAAAAUUCGUGCAAGGGAAACUUGUCUAAAAAAAUCAUGCAAGCGGUGAUACCUAAAAACAAUAAGUCAUAUGCCCUAGAAAAAAAUUCUUGCAGACAAGCAGGCUCUUUUAAAAAAUUCAUGCACCAAACAUUUUUCACCCUCCCUCCGGUUAUUUCUAAUGGUCCGUCCCUAAACAGAAACAGAUAAAUGUCAGUCCAACCCUUGUCAGAACGAUGAGACAUGCGUGGGUGGGGUUUUACUGUUUCUCGUGCUUAUGUACAAGUACUUAGACCGGUUCACUUUGCCAAGGUAAGAAAGGCUGCUCGUCCUGCCUUAUGUAUAUUUAUUUUCGCGUAGAAGUCUUCAGUAUUGUGAUCAAGUUUUGAUGGUUUUAGUAUUUUUUGGGGGGUGUUUUUAAAUACUUAAAUAGAUGAAAUGCGAGGUAAGUUGCUAAAUAAACCGUGUGUAUUACAGUUGCUAUUCAUUGUUUGUAGAUCCAACAGCGACGUCUUGUGUAAAUCACUAUUCAGCUGGACGAACUAGUAACGGAGAAUAUUACAUCAAAGUCUGGGGGGUAACUUUCAAAGUCGUAUUUUCUCUCCUGCUCUUAAUUCUCUUACACAUGUCAUGUUGUAUUACACCCUUAUUUUUUUCGGAUAAUGCCGCUUGCAUGGUUCGUACAGGUCAUGGAAUUUAAGUGUCAGUCCUUGAAAGUUAUGGAAAAUUAGUUAAAGUUUUGUUUGGUAGAUUAGUUACUGCAGAUAAUAAAGCAAGGAUAACAUAAGAUAAAGAGGAAUAAUUAAACAGCUCGAAAGGCACGCAUUUUGGUGGAUACCAGAGUAUGUUUCUGUUGAACUGUUUAAGGUGAAAAAAAAAUAGCUAAAACAAGAAAAGUUUUGAAAAGUUGCGAAAAUGACAGCUACAUGUAAACUUAAGGUCAUGGUAAACUAGAAAUGGUCAUGGAAAAAGUCAUGGACUGUAAUGGAAUUUUAAGGACUCAAAAGAGUACAAAUGCUGCGCUUGGGUUUUUUUAGUUGAAACCAGGUCUGUCCGUGUUCUGAUUGGCUGGCAAAUCAUUUUCCUCAGUCCGAUUCGCUACCUUACUUGCUUCGAUAUUUUUGUUCCUCUUGGAUGUAGUGAGUUAGGUACAUUUAGUUUGACUGUCGGACCUACCUCAAAAUUAAGCUCUGGAACAUGCAGUGGGUCUGUCAGGUAAGUCUGCCUUUUUCACUUAGUAACCUCAUGUAGCGUAAAAGGUACUAUUUGUGUCGGGGGUUGUCAACCGGUGGUGAGAUUGCUUUGUUUGUUUUCCUAUUUAAUUUGACUAUGCUUACUUUGCUGCUUUGCCUAUGUUCCUCAUGAUCAUUGCCGGCAACUCCCCCUUUUGCUUAGUGCCGCCAAUUUAAUCAAUGGCUGGGAGCAAAAUAUCGGUUUUCCACUCUUAAACUGUCGAGGAAGUUCAAAAAGAAAUUGCUGAUUCCGAUCAUAGCAAAAGUGUAAGGCACCAUGGUAAUCCAUACGUUUAACUAUCAGUCGGCCCUCUCUUCGGAUUCCCAAUAGCGAUACAGGUGAUGAGAAAAUUUAUUUUCACGUGUGAAGAUAACAUAUUUUCGCGCGAAAGCUUACCUGAUGUUUCAUUGGUAUUUAUAUAAUGAUGUAGUUUCUGACAUUACUCCGUUUAACAUUUAAAGGUGUACUGUGACAUGUCUAAGGGUGGCUGGACACUCAUCGCCCGCUUCUCAAAUGCUGACAGUGCAAAUUGGAGGACAGUGGUAACCGGUGGUAUGACCGAACAACACUUUGUGGCAGUGCUACCAAUACAUCUAACAAUUAUAGCCUGCGUUUUGGCUCUUUCAAGUUACUAUAUCAAAGUCUCUCGAAGUGAUGACAGUUUUAACACAUGACUACUCGAAACUAGUAGCUGUACCAGUGGGAGAACUUUUAGAAGCUUUAUUACCAGCUUCGGUACUAGUUCAGAUACAGCAUCACCUGGAACAGUAACGCGUGUCGUCGAAGUUGUUCUGUAAAUUGCGAUGAUAGUGGCUCCUUCAGAUCCACUAAAGGAUUCAGGCUGGGAUUACCUGUCCUUCUGGUGUGACUGGAAUGAUGCAGAUUGGAGCCGUGAUGAUGACUGGUGGAGGAAGUAGUGCAUGCAGCAUUGCAGACCAUAGUAUUGGUAUCACAGAGGCUACUGAAGCGAUCUUCGACACAUCGUAUUCUCAGAGCGACUUUGGUGAGAACAGCGGCUCUGGAACCUCAAGUUAUUCACUUAAUCUUUGGUAUGAAUUAGUGUAA
Molecule: messenger RNA, 4750 nt
Organism: Porites lobata
Lineage: Eukaryota; Metazoa; Cnidaria; Anthozoa; Scleractinia; Poritidae
Source: the annotation of a GenBank genome assembly